Messenger RNA from Choloepus didactylus (southern two-toed sloth), 3138 nucleotides. RefSeq names its product junction plakoglobin (gene JUP). NCBI's taxonomy places the organism in Eukaryota, Metazoa, Chordata, Mammalia, Pilosa, Megalonychidae. Gene Ontology annotation, cellular component: adherens junction; catenin complex. Gene Ontology annotation, molecular function: cadherin binding; alpha-catenin binding; transcription coactivator activity. The coding region runs from base 136 to 2361 and encodes 741 amino acids. The record is from RefSeq and is a predicted model, not a curated record. The transcript is spliced from 15 exons. Gene Ontology annotation, biological process: positive regulation of transcription by RNA polymerase II; cell adhesion.
GGUUACUGAGUUGCUGCCUUGGCCAGAGUCCGGAGCAGCCGCCGCCCGAGCGCGCCGAGCUCAGCUUCCCGCGCCGGCCCCGAUCCCGGCCCGUCCCCGACCCGGCCCGGCCAGGUUUCACACGCAGCAGCCACGAUGGAGGUGAUGAACCUGAUCGAACAGCCCAUCAAGGUGACCGAGUGGCAGCAGACGUACACCUAUGACUCAGGCAUCCAGUCGGGCGCCAACACCUGCGUGCCCUCCGUCAGCAGCAAGGGCAUCAUGGAGGAGGAGGACGCCUGCGGGCGCCAGUACACACUCAAGAAGACUACCACCUACACCCAGGGGGUGCCCCAGGGCCAAGGUGACCUGGAUUACCAGAUGUCCACGACGGCCAGAGCCAAGCGGGUGCGCGAGGCCAUGUGUCUUGGCGUGACGGGUGAGGACAGCUCGUUGCUGCUGACCACCCAGGUGGAGGGGCAGCCCACCAACCUGCAGCGGUUGGCCGAGCCCUCCCAGCUACUCAAGUCGGCCAUUGUGCAUCUCAUCAACUACCAGGACGAUGCCGAGCUGGCCACCCGGGCCCUGCCUGAGCUCACCAAGCUGCUCAACGAUGAGGACCCGGUGGUGGUGACAAAGGCGGCCAUGAUUGUGAACCAGCUGUCCAAGAAGGAGGCGUCGCGGCGGGCCCUGAUGGGCUCACCGCAGCUGGUGGCGGCCGUCGUGCGCACCAUGCAGAACACCAGUGACCUGGACACGGCCCGCUGCACCACCAGCAUCCUGCACAACCUCUCCCAUCACCGCGAGGGGCUGCUCGCCAUCUUCAAGUCAGGCGGCAUCCCCGCCCUGGUCCGCAUGCUCAGCUCCCCUGUGGAGUCGGUCCUGUUCUAUGCCAUCACCACCCUGCACAACCUGCUGCUCUACCAGGAGGGUGCCAAGAUGGCGGUGCGCCUGGCAGACGGGCUGCAGAAGAUGGUGCCCCUGCUCAACAAGAACAACCCCAAAUUCCUGGCCAUCACCACCGACUGCCUGCAGCUCCUGGCCUACGGCAACCAGGAGAGCAAGCUGAUCAUCUUGGCAAACGGAGGGCCUCAGGCCCUUGUGCAGAUCAUGCGCAACUACAGCUACGAGAAGCUGCUCUGGACCACUAGCCGCGUGCUCAAGGUGCUGUCCGUGUGUCCCAGCAACAAGCCCGCCAUCGUGGAGGCUGGUGGGAUGCAGGCCCUGGGCAAGCACCUGACGAGCAACAGUCCCCGCCUCGUGCAGAACUGCCUCUGGACCCUGCGCAACCUCUCGGACGUGGCCACCAAGCAGGAGGGCCUGGAGGGCGUGCUGAAGAUCCUGGUGAACCAGCUGAGCGUGGACGACGUCAACGUCCUCACCUGCGCCACGGGCACCCUCUCCAACCUGACCUGCAACAACAGCAAGAACAAGACGCUGGUGACGCAGAACAGCGGCGUGGAGGCACUCAUCCACGCCAUCCUGCGCGCCGGCGACAAAGACGACAUCACGGAGCCUGCCGUCUGCGCCCUGCGCCACCUCACCAGCCGCCACCCGGAGGCCGAGAUGGCCCAGAACUCCGUGCGCCUCAACUACGGCAUCCCGGCCAUCGUCAAGCUGCUCAACCAGCCCAACCAGUGGCCCCUGGUCAAGGCGACCAUCGGCCUGAUCAGGAACCUGGCCCUGUGCCCAGCCAACCAUGCCCCACUGCAGGAGGCUGCGGUCAUUCCCCGCCUCGUCCAGCUGCUGGUCAAGGCCCACCAGGAUGCCCAGCGUCAUGUGGCUGCAGGCACACAGCAGCCGUACACGGAUGGCGUGAAGAUGGAGGAGAUCGUGGAGGGCUGCACUGGAGCCCUGCACAUCCUCGCCCGGGAUCCCAUGACCCGCAUGGAGAUCUUCCGACUCAACACCAUCCCCCUGUUUGUGCAGCUCCUGUACUCAUCAGUGGAGAACAUCCAGCGCGUGGCUGCGGGGGUGCUGUGUGAGCUGGCCCAGGACAAGGAGGCGGCUGAUGCCAUCGAUGCCGAGGGGGCCUCGGCCCCUCUGAUGGAGCUGCUCCAUUCCCGCAAUGAGGGCACUGCCACCUACGCCGCUGCUGUCCUGUUCCGCAUCUCUGAGGACAAGAACCCGGAUUACCGUAAGCGCGUGUCUGUGGAGCUCACCAACUCCCUCUUCAAGCAUGACCCCGCUGCCUGGGAGGCCGCCCAGAGCAUGAUCCCCAUCAAUGAGCCCUAUGGCGAUGACAUGGAUGCCACCUACCGCCCCAUGUACUCGAGCGACGUGCCCCUGGAGCCCCUGGACAUGGAAGGGGACUACCCCAUCGACACCUACAGCGACGGCCUCAGGCCCCCCUACCCCACCGCAGACCACAUGCUGGCUUAACCACCUCCACCCUGGUGCCGUUUCUCAUCUGAGAGCCUCUCCGUGCAGGUGAUGGAGGGAGACAGAAAAGUGCCUGAGCCAGGGAGGGCGCCAGCCCCACGCCUCCAGGUUCUCCUCUGUAGGGUCUUUUUGGGAUGGUGAUCUUCUGCUUUUCCGUUCUGAGAGGCCAGGGCCCAGCACCGCCCUCUCCGCCCCGGGGCCCGGCCACUGAAGCUUUAGGACACAAGCUGCCCACUUUCGUUUCCCGCCCAGCAAACCCCAGACCUGCCCCUCUCCAGCUGCCUGGGCCCUGAAGGUCUUUGGUUCCUCACCAAACUCUACCUGACCAACUGCCAUGAGCCUCUGGGUCUGCAGGUCCUGGAUUCAAGGCCCAAAGCCCCCAGAUCCAAAGCUUCUCUCAAAAGGUUCAGGGACCGCCCAGGGGAGCUGGGUCCGGGGGAGCUGGGGUGGGGACGUGGAGAGCGAGUCCCCACUCCAGGAGGCCGCCCGCCUCUCUCUCCAGGACACUAAGUUGGCUUUGGCCCCUCCUGGGGGAGCUCCGGGGACAGCUCCUCCCACCCCGGGCCACCCCCACAGAUGCCCCUGCUGACCCUAGAAGUGCCCUUGGCUGACCCCUCUGGUGUGCGGUGAGGGGCUUUCUUUUCCCCUUCCUGGUUCAACUCCCCCACUCCUGCCACCAGCAUGGGGGGGACGGGGGGAGGUCCUGGAGGAGUUUUAUUAUUGUUGCUUUGUUUUUGGUUAUUGGUUGUUUUGUAGAGACCAAAGCAAAGAAAAUAA